AUGGCAGAAGUUCUCGUGCUCAAGGGCGUGCUGAAGGGCCACACGGAUGUGGUUACCGCCAUCGCCACCCCGAUUGACAACUCCGAUAUGAUCGUAUCCUCGUCGAGGGACAAGUCCGUCCUCGUCUGGCACCUUACCAAGGAUUCGGCUCUCUCCGCAGAGGGAGGGGCGUCGACGAACUACGGCGUGCCCCGCCGUCGGCUGACGGGCCAUUCUCACUUCGUCCAGGACGUUGUCCUCUCUUCCGACGGGCAGUUCGCUCUAUCUGGUUCCUGGGACGGCGAUCUCCGCCUUUGGGACCUCAACACCGGCGCCACCACCCGCCGUUUUGUCGGCCACACCAAGGACGUCCUCUCCGUCGCUUUCUCUGUCGACAACCGGCAGAUCGUCUCCGCCUCCCGUGACCGCACGAUCAAGCUCUGGAACACCCUCGGGGAAUGCAAGUACACCAUUCAGGACGGAGAGAGCCACACCAACUGGGUCAGCUGCGUCCGCUUCAGCCCGAACACCUUCGUCCCCACCAUCGUCUCUGGCUCCUGGGACCGGACCGUUAAGGUCUGGAACCUCAGUAACUGCAAGCUUAGGUACACCCUCACCGGUCACGGCGGGUACGUCAACACCGUUGCCGUCAGCCCGGACGGAUCUCUUUGCGCGAGCGGCGGCAAGGACGGUGUCACGCUCCUCUGGGACCUGGCAGAGGGGAAACGGCUGUACUCGCUUGACGCCGGUUCCAUCAUCCACUCCCUAUGCUUCAGCCCCAACAGGUACUGGCUCUGCGCCGCGACCCAGGACAGCAUCAAGAUCUGGGACCUCGAGAGCAAAGUCAUAGUGCAGGAUCUCAAACCCGAGGUGACCACCGGAAAGAAUCAGGUACUUGAAUCCAACUAUCAAAUUCUCAUCAAUCGUUCUAUUGAAGUCUAUAUAACACACAUUAUCCGAUGCGCUAUAAAUCAUCAGUCACUUGAUGGUUCUUAUUUUGUGGUAGUAUGAUGCGCGAAUCGGUAUCUCUAACCUCCAUGUCGGAUUUUUUAUUUUUUUAUUGCAAGUUUAAUGAGUUCAUUGACAUGAUUAUCGUGGAAUGAAAAAAUGAUCCUUCUUUGGACCAACACUAGUGAAAGCUCUGUUGGUCCCAGCUUGUGGACCUGCUUUACUGAUAGUUGAGAUUCCUUUCGUAGAUUAUGCUCUCUCGACUGGGUAGCUUUUUCCAGUUGAACUAAUUAGAAUCUUUCCGUGGGAGAUGAUUGACUAACUGCUGGUGUAUGUUUAAGGGACUUUCUGUCUUCUCCUAUAGUUAGGCUUUAGUAUCUGAGUGUAUGCGACGUAUCUGAUGUGGAUUCCUUAACUUCGUCCUGUGCGAAGUUGAUUUAUGUAUUGAUAUUGAAAGGCGCGUCUGGGUUAUAUUAAUAAAAAUGUAUCAAUAAGGGGAUUAUUCUUGUACAUACCCCGAUCAUAUAUGUGGUCGUCUUUUCCUUUAUCAUCCAAUGAUGAAUGCAAGUUAAGCUUUCUUUGGGUCGUACACAGAUAAAUAUAAAUGUUUUUUUGGGAUCAUUUGUUAGCGUUGGGGAACAAUUCUCCUCUAGGUUCCCUUCCAUUAUUGUUGGUGCAUUUCUUGAAAUAUCAGAAUGUAAUGCUAUUCAGGAUUACGAAGAUUAAUGACUCUACUUCGUUUGUGAAUAUUUAUUAUCAAUAUUUUGAUACUGUUAUGAAUCUUACAAUGCACGUCUUUCAUCCGCUCAUAAUUUUUCCUGGGAUGUAUCUUCAGCUGCUUUUAUCUAGGAAAUUUCAUUGUUUUCCCUUGGAAAUUUCAUGUAUAAUCAUUUCUUCCAGACUGAUUUUCAUUUUGUCCCUGGAAUAGGAAUUGUAGAGAUCCUCAACUCUCUGAUCUAUCCCCCGAUGACAAGAUAACCGUAUUUGUGCCCCGCAUCAUAAAUGGGCAUUUUAACCCUUACCUCUGAAUGCUCUUUGAUCUCAGCUUACAUCCAAUUGGAAUUUUCCCACAUUAACGGGUCAAAGUGGGUGUUUCUCAAGAUUAUGAAUAUUCCUCUGUUACUGAUUGAAGCUUUCUUAGUGCACUCACUCUGAGUGUCCUGUAAUUUUUUUCGUCUGUGCCGCACAUCACCAUAUGGGUCUCUCCCUUCCACAAUGGGCGUUUCCUCCUUCCUACUCUCAACCCCUGAAUGAGCUUCGAUAAAUUAGAUUGCUCCCAGAUUAAUGGUUCGAACUGGGUUUCCUCAACAUUAUGAUGAAUAUUGAUUGCGCUUGGUUGAAGUGGGUUUUGUGAAGAUCAUUAAUUCACAUGAACAUAUCUGUGGGUUUGCAGUGGGUUCUGUCAAUGUUUUGAAUUCGCAUCAAUCAGAGAGCAGAUUUCCGAAUGUACCCAAGAUUUUGCCUGACAUAUGUGACCAUUAUCAUAGCCCCUUCUUGCCUAAUUGGUUAAUUAAAUUGGUUUCUGAGUGGGCUCUGUCAAUUUAACAGAUUUUAGAUGUCCGAGUGUACCUAUGAUUUUUUUUGCCUACCACAUUUAAUGAACAUCACAGCCACAUUUUUCUGACUUGGUUAAUUGGUGAUCUCCACAGCUGCUGUACUGCACCAGCUUGAGUUGGAGCUCCGAUGGCAGCACCCUCUUCACCGGAUACACAGAUGGGGUUAUCAGGGUCUGGGGAAUCAGUCGCGCCUACUAA
This is a messenger RNA of Spirodela intermedia, 2681 nucleotides long. NCBI's taxonomy places the organism in Eukaryota, Viridiplantae, Streptophyta, Magnoliopsida, Alismatales, Araceae. The record is from the annotation of a GenBank genome assembly.